UUCAAUCUGCCAUCAGGACCAUACUCAUUUGGUGCCACUUGUCAUCGGCUUCGUUCAGAAAGCCAAAAUUCUUCCAGACUUGUCUGUCUACCCGCCGAAUCUUCGAUUUGCUUACAAUUGCGUUGUAUCUUCUUCCUCUUCUUCUUUCUGUUUUAGGUUUUCAAGCUUAAACAAACAACAGUCACCAUUCCAAUCAAAAUACACGGUUCUUGAAUGAAUUUCAUCAAUAUUCAGUAGAAACUCAAGUCCCUGUUAGGCGUUUAUUUUAUUUUAUUUAUUUGUUCAAUAUAAUGGGAUGCUACAGAAGAUCGAAGCUUCUAAUCGAUGCGUUUCGCGGUUUUACUUCCAAGAUUUCUCCCGGACAGUCAAUUCAGUAUUCCACUUCAAGAAAUACCCUAUCUGGGUCUUCGAUUUUGGUCUCUAAUAAUGCAGCUAAGUUUUCUUCUUCCUACUCUAUUAUCCCACAAAAAUCAGUUUCACAAGGCUUAACAAGGACCCAGUACGGUGCAAGGAGAUAUUACUAUGUUGAUCGAUAUCAGGUUCAUCAUUUCAGACCCCGAGGUCCUCGGCGCUGGUUUCAGAAUCCUAGAAACGUCUUGAUUGUGGUUCUUGUGGGUUCUGGGAUUGUGAUAACUGUGUAUUUUGGCAAUUUGGAAACUAUUCCAUACACCAAGAGAACCCAUUUCGUGCUUCUAUCGAAAGAAAUGGAGAGGAAGCUCGGAGAGACCCAGUUCGAGCAAAUGAAGGAUGCCUUUAGGGGCAAAAUAUUGCCUGCAAUACACCCAGAAAGUGUUCGGGUCAGGUUGAUAUCCAACGAGAUAAUAAAGGCAUUGCAGAGAGGGUUAAGGCACGAAAAAGUUUGGAGCGACUUGGGGUACGGAUCCGAGAGCGUUGGGCCGGGUGUUGAGGGAAGUGGACAUGAGACAUUGAUGGCCCUGAAGGAAUUUGGUGGAGAAGAGCAGGUGGAAGGAAGAUGGUCUCGCGAAGACGAGAUUCUUGAUGAUAAAUGGGUUCAGCAAAGCAGGAAGAAGGGUCAGGAAAAAGGGGUUCGAUCGGCCACUUCGCAUUUGGACGGAUUGAAUUGGGAGGUUCUGGUUGUGGAUGAGCCUGUUGUCAAUGCGUUUUGCAUGCCUGGAGGGAAGAUUGUGGUUUUUACUGGCCUCCUUAAACAUUUUAGAAGUGAUGCUGAAAUAGCAACUAUAAUUGGGCAUGAGGUGGGGCAUGCUGUUGCUAGACAUUCAGCUGAGGGUAUUACAAAGAAUCUGUGGUUCGCUAUUUUACAGUUGAUACUUUAUCAGUUCGUUAUGCCUGAUCUUGUUAAUACGAUGUCAACUCUUUUCUUAAGGCUUCCUUUCUCCAGAAGGAUGGAAAUGGAAGCGGAUUACAUAGGGCUCCUGUUAAUAGCAUCUGCUGGAUAUGAUCCUAGAGUGGCACCGCAUGUGUAUGAGAAGUUGGGAAGGGUUGCCGGCGAUGAUUCUUCACUGAAAGAUUAUCUUUCGACGCAUCCAUCCGGAAAGAAGAGAGCUCAGUUGCUGGCUCAAGCCAAGGUCAUGGAAGAAGCAUUACAUAUAUACAUGGAUGAGAGAGGUGGACGUGGGAUUGAAGGUUUUCUUUAAUACAAUUUUGAGCUCACUAUGGUUUACGAAAUUACUGUAACAGUUUGGUUUCUUUAAUUUAAUUUUUAAAGCAUCUCCUUAGAAGUAAACUUGUGGAUGGGGAUUCUUUUCAUAUGAAUUUUUGUUUUCAGUUCAAAUGUAAUUAACAUUCUGUCAUGAAUUGUAUGUUUUCUUACUAUU
Ziziphus jujuba (common jujube) is the source of this 1796-nucleotide messenger RNA. RefSeq names its product mitochondrial metalloendopeptidase OMA1. Gene Ontology annotation, molecular function: metalloendopeptidase activity. Bases 291 to 1616 code for a protein of 441 amino acids. The transcript has 3 exons. The record is from RefSeq and is a predicted model, not a curated record. Lineage: Eukaryota; Viridiplantae; Streptophyta; Magnoliopsida; Rosales; Rhamnaceae. Gene Ontology annotation, cellular component: membrane.